UUUACAAAUAACAGUUCUAUCGUAGAUGUCGCCUUCGAUGUUCGCAAAGACUUGUGGGUAAAGUACAGCCAUAGAGCGGCACGAGAGAGCUGACAGAAAACAACGUUCCUGUAAUGAGCAAUUAGCCAAUGUUUAUUUCUGUCCCAGCUAGAUGGAGUUUGCUCCUCGUUAACUGCUGUUCGGAAGAGUAACGAGCCGGUUGUGUGCUGUGUUCUCAAUGCGCAAUAUGAGCAUCAGCGAGCAUUCCCUGCAAGCUUUGUCCUGGAGGAAGCUCUACCUGAGCCGGGCUAAACUCAAAGCUUCCAGCCGAACCUCCGCUCUGCUCUCCGGAUUCGCUAUGGUGGCCAUGGUGGAAGUACAGCUGGACAACAACUACCCCUAUCCUCCCACCCUGCUGAUCGCCUUCAGCGCGUGCACCACCGUACUGGUGGCCGUGCACCUUUUCGCUCUGAUGGUCAGCACAUGCAUCCUGCCCAACAUCGAGGCGGUCAGCAACGUGCACAACAUCAAUUCGGUGAGCGAGUCGCCACACGAGCGCAUGCACCGCCACAUCGAGUUGGCCUGGGCCUUCUCCACUGUCAUCGGGACACUCCUCUUUCUGGCUGAGGUGGUGCUCCUCUGCUGGGUCAAGUUUUUGCCCGUCAAACCCAGCAAAGCCGGCAACAACACGGUGUCUGCGGGCGUGGCCGCCGCCAUCACCUCCACGUCCAUCAUGGUCCCCUUCGGAUUGGUGUUUAUCGUGUUUGCCGUCCAUUUCUACCGCUCGCUGGUCAGCCACAAGACAGACCGACAGUUCCAGGAGCUGGAGGAGCUCUCCAACCUCACCAGGCUGCAGAACCAGCUGGACAAUAGAGGCGAGUCCAUUUUGCAUUCGCCAAGCUCACAUUUCCCUUAAGAUGUAUGUGAGAAAGCAGUCAGGAGGUCAUGGAUUAAAAAAAAAAAAAAAAAAAAACAGCACCUGCUGUGCUUUACUGUGCCUAUUGUGUGUAUGGUUUACCAUUUAAAUAUACUCAAAUUUGGCUCGAUGAUCAGUAUGUGUGUACCCAACUUGUGACAUUUUCGUUCCUCUCCAAAAAACGUCAUUACCUCCCGAGUGAAUUGUGAUGUUUAUUUUGCUAUUAUUUGAACGAUGUAAAGACGGCAUAUCGCAUGAAACUUGAAAUCACAAAAGUCUUAACUGUCAAUGUGAUUUUUUUUUUUUUCACUUGAGCCCUCUUGUGUCUUGCCUGCUGUUUUAUCAAUUAUCAUUUGUGGUAAUUACUUUGAUUUAAAAUGUCAUCAUUUUGAUCACUUGACUGAAUUUAACGCAAAAAAAAAAAAAAAGGUACCUUUACCUCUUGGGAGUGAGCCCCACUUUGUACACUGGACUCCUGCAUGCAGUGAGAUUUAAUUAAUUUAUUUUUUUAAUACCCAAGAUGAAAGAAAGUGGCAUGUGUCUUGAAUGAGAAACUGUAAUACUGUGAGUGUGACCAAUGUACUGUAAAUGUCUUACAGUUGAUUUUGAGCACCAAGAAAUAAUAAAGCACCCGUGGUACG
Molecule: messenger RNA, 1536 nt
Organism: Hippocampus comes (tiger tail seahorse)
Lineage: Eukaryota; Metazoa; Chordata; Actinopteri; Syngnathiformes; Syngnathidae
Gene: orai1b
Product: ORAI calcium release-activated calcium modulator 1b
Exons: 2
Coding region: 218-895 (225 amino acids)
Biological process (GO): store-operated calcium entry
Cellular component (GO): membrane
Molecular function (GO): store-operated calcium channel activity
Source: RefSeq, a predicted model, not a curated record